UUCAUUUCAAAUGACUCCCGACUCACUCUAUAGGGACACUAAACCGGAUAUAAAACCUUGGCUUCUGAGCACUAUGUAGUGCACUACAUGUAGGGAGACAUUUGGGAUGGAGCCUUUUCCUGCCGCUGCCGCCGCAUUCCCUGAGCACGGUGGGCUGCGGGCUGAAGUCGCACAGGGGAGAGGCACGGAUUUCCACAGCGCUGUGGGACACGGGGAAUGUUAGUUACUGUUCAUCUUGGCGUGUUUCCUCUGUGGAAAGGACCUGCUUUAUAGAAGCGUCGGUUUUAUUUUUACGGACUGUUCGUGCUGCCUACCAGCUAAUAAUUGUUUUUGGAAGUUGUAUCAAGUUAGUUAGCUAGCCAGGUUUUCCGAUCGGCUGCUAUAGCUACAGAGUAGUGUCAUUAGCUAGCUUAGAACUUACUUUGUGGUUAGCCAGACGUAGUUCGCAAAAGGAUCUAAUCGAUGUGUUUUUAGAUACGUUAAUGUUUUGCAAAUUAAUUUAUUGUACUAAGCAGUGUCGCUUAAACCAAUGUUUAAUAAAACAUUCCCAUUGUCUAGUGUCUAGGUAUUCAAGAGUUAACCUUACCUAGGGCAAUCCUGUCGCUAGCUACUUAGCUACCUAGCAUAUCUUCUUCUGCAGCAGGGUUUUCUCACGUUCGCUGGUUGUAACCGAUGCAGCUGAAGACAAACAGAUAACCAGUUUUAUUUAUCUGUCUUUUUUUUUAUUUUAAUAGAAUAUACAAAUAUACAUUUUCAAUAUGAACAGCUCUUCGUCGUAUUACAAACGCGCACUGUUUUAUUAAGAAGUAAGGCGUGUGAACGGUGGAGCGACAUCACGUCUAGCCAGGCUGAUAUUUGUUUAAUUUCUGACUCGGCUAAAUUGUAACUCCAACAACUUUCAGAAAAUGUAGCGGACAGUAUUAGGUGAACGACAUAAAUAUAAUUAGCCCCCCCCUUCAAAAAACAACAACUAGCUAGCUUUCUAGCUAAUUCAUUGUGAGCACACCAUGGUUCUCUGUUGUAUAUGAAUGGGAGCAUGAAGUGUUUUCUUCUGGAGCUUAGCUAGCUGUUUGUGUUUGUAGCCUCAGCACCGACGUGGCUAGCUGACUCCCUUUUUAAUGUCAGUGUUUAUAUUUUCAACACAAUUCUGUCAGAUAUUGUAAAGGCAGACACUACCACAUUUUUACUCCACCAUGUCGGGGGAAGUUCGUUUGAAAAAGCUGGAAAAGAUGUUUCUGGAUGGUCCGGUCCAGUCCAAUGGCCAGUGUUUCAGCGUCGAGUCUCUUCUGGACGUGCUCAUCUGCAUGUAUGAUGAGUGCAAUAAUUCCCCCCUCAGGAGGGAGAAGAACAUAGCAGAGUUCCUGGAGUGGGCUAAACCAUUCACAUCUAAAGUGAAACAGAUGAGACUACACAAGGAGGACUUUGAAAUCCUAAAAGUGAUUGGCCGAGGAGCGUUUGGAGAGGUAGCAGUUGUGAAGGUGAAGAACUCUGACAAGGUUUUUGCCAUGAAAAUUCUCAAUAAGUGGGAGAUGCUGAAAAGAGCUGAGACUGCAUGCUUUCGGGAGGAGCGGGAUGUUCUGGUGAACGGGGACAGCCAAUGGAUCACAACACUACAUUAUGCCUUCCAAGAUGACAACUUUCUGUAUCUGGUGAUGGAUUACUAUGUGGGCGGAGAUCUCCUGACGCUGCUGAGUAAGUUUGAGGACCGCUUACCUGAGGACAUGGCCCGAUUUUACCUGGCUGAAAUGGUGCUGGCUAUUGACUCUGUACAUCAGCUUCAUUAUGUCCACAGAGACAUCAAGCCAGACAACAUUCUCUUGGAUAUGAACGGACACAUUCGGCUGGCUGAUUUUGGCUCCUGCCUUAAACUCAUGGAUGAUGGAACGGUGCAGUCCUCUGUGGCAGUUGGCACUCCAGAUUACAUCUCUCCUGAGAUCCUGCAGGCCAUGGAGGAUGGCAAGGGCAAAUAUGGCCCUGAGUGUGACUGGUGGUCUCUGGGUGUCUGUAUGUAUGAAAUGCUGUAUGGGGAAACCCCCUUCUAUGCUGAAUCUCUGGUGGAGACUUACGGCAAGAUAAUGAACCACAAGGAGCGGUUCCAAUUUCCUGCCAAUAUCACAGAGGUGUCUGAGAAUGCCAAAGACUUGAUCCGCAGGCUCAUCUGCAGCAGGGAGCACCGGCUAGGCCAGAACGGCAUCCAGGACUUCAAGCAACAUCCGUUUUUUUCUGGCAUUGACUGGGACAACAUCCGAAACUGUGAUGCUCCAUACAUUCCUGAAGUCAGCAGCCCUUCAGACACUUCCAACUUUGAUGUGGAGGAUGACUGCCUCAAAAACACAGAGACAAUGCCUCCUCCUUCUAUAACAGCCUUUUCUGGACAUCAUCUUCCAUUUGUAGGCUUUACUUACACUAGUCAAUGCUCUCUAUCUGAUCGUGGGUGUCUGCGCGAGACUGCAGCCCCUGUGCAGAUGGACGUGUGUGUACAGCGCAGCUUGGAGGAGAGCCUAGCUACUGAGGCAUACGAGAGGAGGCUCCGCCGUCUGGAGCAGGAAAAAUUGGAGCUCAGCCGCAAACUACAAGAGUCCACUAAGACUGUGCAAGCUCUGCAGUAUGCUGGAGAUGCUCCUGUCUCUGCUAACAGGGAGUUUGAGAUCCAAGGCCUGAAAGAGGAGAUUGAGACCCUAAAGAAGCAGAUAGCAGACUCUGGUCAGUUGGAGCAGAAGUUGGAACAGGCCAGUGCAACCCGCAAAGAUGUGGAGGAGUCCACCAAACACAUCUGCUCUCUAGAGAAACAGAUAAAAAGCAUGAAGCAGGAGAGGGAGGCCAUGCAAAAGGAGCUGAUGGAGUCUGCAGAGAAGCUGAGGGCUCAGGGGAAGGAGCUGAAGGAGGCCGACAGUCAGAGAAAGCUAGCUAUGCACGAGUUCUCUGAGAUGAGUGAACGGUUGACAGAGCUGCGUUCUCAAAAACAGCGCCUCUCUCGCCAACUACGAGACAAAGAAGAGGAGAUGGAUGCAUUCAACCAGAAGCUGGAGGCCCUGAGGCUGGAUUUGCGCAAAGCAGAAAGGACAAGAAAAGAGAUGGAAGCCCAGGCCGAGGAGAGCACUUCGGAAGCCCAGAAAGAGAAGAAGUUGAGGGAUCGCAGUGAACAGUACAGCAGACAACUGGAGGAGGAAUUGGCGGCAGUGAAGCAAAAGCAGGCUGGUCGCUCCCCAGCUGCCGGAGCCCCUGAGCAGCACCAGGAGCUCACUAAGCUGCGUGGCGAUCUGGAGAAGAAGACAAUGUUUUAUGAGGAGGAGUUGUCUCGUCGCGAUGUCCAACAUGCCAGUGAGCUGAAGAGCCUGAAAAAGGAGCUCCGUGAUGCAGAUACACAACAUCUCUCUUUAAACAAAGAAAUAAUGAUGUUAAAAGACAAGCUAGAGAAGACUCGCAGAGAAAGUCAGAGCGAACGAGAGGAGUUUGAGACUGAGUACAAACAAAAGUAUGAGAGGGAAAGAGUGCUGCUGAUGGAAGAGAACAAGAAACUCUCCAGUGAACUGGAUAACUUGAUGAUCUUGUAUAAGAAGUUGAACAGCAGUCAGAAGCAGCUGGACGAGGAAAUGAGAGAGCUGACUGAUAAGAAAGAGAGUGUGGCCCACUGGGAAGCUCAAAUCACAGAGAUCAUACAGUGGGUGAGUGAUGAGAAAGAUGCACGGGGCUACCUCCAGGCUCUGGCCUCAAAGAUGAAUGAGGAGCUGGAGAGCCUGAGGAACACCAGUCUUGGUGCUCGCUCUACGGACAUGCCGUGGAAGAUGAGACGAUUGGCUAAGCUGGACAUGUCUGCCCGUCUGGAGCUGCAAUCUGCGCUGGACUCUGAAAUAAAAGCAAAACAAACCAUCCAAGAUGAGCUCAACAAAGUGAAGGCUGCCAACAUGGCCACUGAGUGCAAACUCCAGGACUCUGAAAAGAGGAACCAGGAUUUACAGACUGAGAUUGAGAGACUGAAAAGAGAAACAGAAGAACUACGUUUGUCUAAGGGUGUAAAGCACCAGGAUUCACAGAACUCCUUCCUUGCAUUCCUUAAUGCCCCAACCUCUGCUGUGGAACAAUUUGAUCGAUCUCCUGCCUGUGGUCAAGCCAGCAAAGGCAGACAUAUUGACUCCAUUGACAACUUUAGCCUGUCAAACACGCCAUCCCGAGAUGAUGAUCGCAAGUCUCAAGUUGUGUCCCACUCUCGUUCUCCUUCCACCACCAGUGACCUGGAGCCUCUAGAGCCAAUUGAUUAUCCCCAUAGAGGUACACAGACUCCUACCAUGCGAUCAGGAGGAUACAGUAGCUCUGGGUUUACCACACCUAAGCCAAAAGCUCACCAGUUUGUGGUAAAGUCCUUCAAUGCUCCAACUAAGUGUAACCAGUGCACUUCUCUGAUGGUGGGACUCAUCCGACAAGGCUGUAUAUGCGAAGUCUGCAACUUCUCAUGUCAUGUGACCUGUGCGGACAAAGCCCCUGCAGUGUGUCCUAUUCCGCCAGACCAGACGAAAGGUCCAUUGGGUAUCGACACACAGAAAGGCAUUGGCACGGCUUAUGAGGGCCAUGUUAGGGUGCCUAAGCCAGCAGGGGUGAAGAAAGGCUGGCAGAAGGCCCUUGCUGUUGUAUGUGAUUUUAAGUUGUUCCUCUAUGAGCUUGCCGAAGGGAAGGUCGCGCAGCCCAGUGUAGUGGUUAGCCAGGUCGUCGACAUGAGGGAUGAGGAUUUUUCAGUCAGUUCAGUACUAGCAUCUGAUGUUAUCCAUGCCAAUAGGAAGGACAUUCCCUGUAUUUUCAGGGUCACAGCAUCUCAGCUCUCUGCAUCUCGCAGUAAAAAAUGCUCCAUCCUGAUUCUGGCUGACAGUGAUCAGGAAAGGAAUAAGUGGGUAGGACUGCUGAAUGAGCUACACCGUCUCCUAAAGAAGAACAAGUUAAAGGAGCGCUCUGUUUAUAUCCCUAAAGAAGCUUAUGAUAGCACCCUGCCGCUUAUCAAAACCACCCAGUCUGCUGCUAUUAUAGAUCAUGAGAGGAUAGCCCUGGGCAAUGAGGAGGGACUGUAUAUCAUCCAUGUCACCAAAGAUGAGAUUAUCAAGGUAGGGGAUAGUAAAAAGGUCCACCUGAUUGACCUGAUUCCCUCUGAGCAGCUGCUAGCGGUCAUCUCUGGCCGUAACCGCCAUGUUCGGCUUUUCUCCAUGGCGGCUCUGGACGAUCGGGACGCAGACUUCUAUAAGCUUCCUGAAACUAAGGGCUGCCAGACGUUGGUGUCUGGCACGGUGAAGCAUGGUGUUCGCCCCUGCCUGUGCGUUGCCAUGAAGAGACAGGUAAUCUGCUACGAGCUCAACAAGGGUAAAACACGGUAUCGCAAGCUGCGGGAGCUGCAAGUACCUGCGGUGGUGCAGUGGAUGGCUCUACAGGGGGAUAAGCUGUGUGUAGGUUACCAGGCUGGAUUCCUACGCUACAGCUUGCAAGGAGAUGGGCCUCCCAAUAGUCUGCUCCAUCCGGAGGACCACACCCUGUCUUUCAUAGGGCAGCUGGGCUUGGAUGCACUCUGCGCUGUGGAAAUUUCCAGCAAAGAGUUACUCCUGUGCUUUAGCAGCAUUGGUGUUUAUGUUGACUGCCAGGGUAGACGUUCACGCCAGCAGGAGCUGAUGUGGCCAGCUGUACCAACUGCCUGUUGUUAUAAUGCACCUUACUUAUCAGUGUACAGUGAGAAUGCAGUGGAUGUGUUUGAUGUGAACAGUAUGGAAUGGAUCCAGACGAUUCCUUUGAAAAAGGUUCAUCCUCUGAACACAGACGGCUCAUUGAACCUGCUAGGAAUGGAGACAGUACGGCUAAUCUACUUUAAAAAUAAAACAGCAGAGGGAGACGAGCUGGUGGUUCCAGAGACAUCUGAUAACAGCCGGAAGCAGAUGGUGCGCAGUAUGACAAGCAAACGCCGCUUUUCCUUCAGAGUGCCAGAGGAAGAGAGGCUGCAACAGCGGAGAGAGAUGCUUAGAGAUCCUGAGAUGAGGAAUAAGUUGAUUUCAAAUCCAACCAACUUCAACCAUGUUGUUCAUAUGGGUCCUGGAGAUGGGAUACAAAUACUUAAAGACCUGCCAAUGCUCGGUUCUCCUCUCCCCUCUCCUUGCCUGCGCCACAUCUCCGUUGCCACCAGCUUUGAGCAUGUAUAUCACAUGACCGUCACCUCUGCCGAAAACUUCCUGUCCCAGAAUACCCCUCUUUCCUCCUACUCCCCAUCCCUAAGCUCUGCUCCUGGGACUCCUGCCUCCAUCUGCUCUCUGAAUGUGCGUCCUCAGGAGAGCCGGGGAGUAUUGGGCGGCUCAGUCAGCAUCCCCUCUAUAAGCAAAGCGAGACCUGAACCGGGCCGCUCCAUGAGUGCCAGCAGUGGCCUUGGCACACGUUCAUCCUCGCAGAAUGGCAGUGCACUUAGAAGGGAGUUCUCUAGUGGGAGUUAUGGUUCCAACAAGCGGCAGGCAAAGACCUCCCCCUCUGAGGGCUCCCUCUCGUCAGGGGGCGGCAUGGACUGUGCAGGUGAUGCCCCACUCUCCCAAUUUGACAGAGAGGAUUCUGAUUCACCGAGACAUUCUACAGCCUCCAACAGCUCCAACCUGAGCAGCCCACCAAGUCCAUCAUCCCCACAAAAGAGCAAGUCCCUCUCUCUGGAGCGCAGUGAGCAUCCAGGCUGGGAGUCCUGAGGACAGCACCAGGCGUUCAUCCUACUCGCUCUGCUCUCUGUACCCCUCUCUAGAGCAUCAGGAUCCCUCAAACCUAUGGUAAAGAAAAAAAAGACAAAGCAGCAUUGACGCUCAAGGAACUUGAUACACUACAUUUGGGGUGGUGUGUGAACAGGCCCUAUAUUUGUUUGUGCAUGUGUGUGAAUGAGUUCACAAACACACAUAAUUGCAAAAACAGUCCAAUAUGCACAUUUGAUUCCAGCCUUUUUAAGCCCUGCUUUGGCCUAAAAAUGACAAACAUUUCCAGUAGAUUUAGAUUUCUUGUGGUGAACAAAGUUCAGUGGUUUUCUUCUAACCUAUUACAAAAGUUUUAUCUGCUAAUGACACUACUAUUUUAAACUUUAAAUAUUAAGAAUAAUUUAAACUUCCCUGAUUAAAAAAAAAGGCUUUUAAAACACUAAAUGCAAUCGAGUCAACCUUUGUUUACGAACAAGAUGAAUUUGGAGCAUGAUUAGAUUAGAUGUUAGUGCUUAGUAACCAAUUAAUGCUUCGAAACAUUUAUAACAUGGAGAUAAGAUUGUUCCCAGCCUCAGCACUACAUUUAAAUUGACCUCGGCACUCCGGUGCCACGCAGCUCUUUCAUAUGUAAAGCUCAGAAUAACGUAGAAAUAGAACGAAUGAAUUCAAUAAUGUACAUAGAGUUUAAGUAGAGUAUAAUAUAUUAUGAAAAAUAACACUAUUGUGAAAAGUGACUUUGCUUGGAGAGUGCUAUUUUCUUUUGACUUUGUGAGUCAAAGUUUUUAAACCUUCAAAUGCAGCCACGUUUAAUUGAACAAUUUUAGCCUUCUUUUAUCAGAAUAUCCAUAAGUGUCCAUAGUCCCACUGACCCUGCCUGGAUUUUAUUAGGAACUAUGUUAAAUAUUAUGUCCAAAUGUAAUGACAGAAACACCAGGCACAUGCAUGCAGGCGCACACAGAUAGGUGUGUAGGAUUACACAUGAGAUCAUAUUAGAAUAGAAACACAAUCCCUCAGUCACAUUCUUUGUGGUGAAUGUAUCAAAAAAAAAAUGAUUACAGCCACCUUCUUCUUCUUCCUCCUCUCCUUGCCUACUUUAGUGUGCUUCGUGGUUCCUUUACUGGAGCAAUAAUGCUGUUUCCAAAGAUUUUUUGUUAAUUGUUAUUACUGUUUUUGUCUAAUUUUAUUUUUAUUUUGUUUGUUUUGUUUUAAUGAGUGUUUUUAUGACACGCGUAACAUGAAACCAAACAUAGCCUGGGUGUGGAUGUACAUAUAAAGUAUAAUCUGUAUGUUAUCACGGGUUUGAUGACACUAAAGUCACUGUUGUGUGACACUCACAAAACAUAAUCCAGUUAAGCUUUAGAGUGCUUCUCCCAUUUAGGGAGCAUUCAAGGGCUUUUACUCAUUCACUGGUGCAUUUAUCUGUUGCCUCUUCUUUUGUUACUUUCCGUAGCCAGUAAAAACACCGUUGGGAUGGGGAGAGGGGUGGGGAGUUGAUGGCAAGGUGUGAAAUUAACUAUUAAUUAACGAUCAUUUUAAGAGUUCAGGGAUAGUGCGUAGUUGGACUAUCAAGCACCCCUGGGUCUUUUUACCUCAACUUUCCGAGACAAGCCAUUAAUUAUAGUUCACUUUCAAGCAGAACAAGCUUUCUGUACUAUAUCGCUCAUUCCAUGCAUUUUAUUUUUGGGUUUAUGUGCAUCUUCUUUUGUCAGAAGAGCCAACUCGUGCAUAUAAUUUAAACAAAGCUUUUGCUUUAUUUUUCUGAUUAUUCCUUUUUAAGAUAUUUCUAGGGUCCAUUAAUUCAUGCUAUUGGAGCAAUCCAUGAGCUAUCCAAAUUCCAGAGAUCAGGAUUUGUUUACUGGGGCAAGAAAUGAGUUUUCAGUGUAAAAGCACAGCUUUGCAUAUGAAGAUAACAAAAAGUAUUUGUAUUUACAUAAAGUGUAAGUAUAGACUUGGUAAAAUGGUCACUAUUCUUGUCAGCAUAUUGUCACAACUCUGACAUCAUUGUAGCUCCUGAACUAUUAUUUAAGGGAUUUACAUUAUUAUAAACUUCACGCUGCCUUUUAUCCAUAUUGCUUUUAUUAACUCCAGAUCUAUAAAAACGCCUAAAGGACAUAAUGAGGGACAACUGUCUGAGAGGAAAAACUAAUCUAAACAGUCUACACUGGAGUUACAAGAUUUUCAUGCAACAGUAUUUUAAAAUACUGUUUUGCAAACAUGAUUGAAAUUCACUGUGGACCAGUCAGAUAAACUUGGCACAUUGGAUUCUCAAAUAAGCAGCUGAUUUGCAAUGUGUACUAUUGUUUGGGAUCAUUCUUAUGUGGUAUUAUGUUGUCAUAUUUAUUCCUACUGAAUCUAAGCGACCAUACUCUAUAAUGUAAGUUUAAUGCAGAGUGCGUUUGCCUUGUUGAAUUGAGGCGAUGAUGGAUAAAAUGUUUAUACAAGCAUGAUGGUAUAACAGGAAGCCUGUUUGAUGUUACUCAGGUAUGUUAGAACCAAUGAUUUAUUUUAUUACAAUGAGAAAUAGAGAGCAAGAGGAGAACACAAUCAGACUUUUCUGUAUGUCUUUUGGUGUUGUAUUAGGACUCUUAGUCAUGGUGUAGGCCAACAUUAGCGGGAGGUGCCUUAACUGAACUCAGUUUGAAUGCUGGGUAGUGUAGUAUGAAUAUGGAUUAGACUUGAGGGAACCGAGGGGGAACUGAAAACAAAAUGAGGGUUUACUCUGCCUUGUAUAUUACAGCUUUUUCAUAUCACUUUUUUUUGUUUGUUUUUUUUUGUAAGAAUAUGUACAGUUUUGCAUGUCAGGUGUAUUCACUUAAAAAUUUAAGGCUGGAUUUUCCAACUGUUUUUACCAUAUUUUAUUGAUCUGUGUAGUGUGGACGCUUGGGAUGUGAACAAGAAGAAUACCAUACUUUUUUUUUUUUUUUGGGCACAUGCUUAUUUAAGGUGGAAUGUCAUUGAGUUUAUAUUUAAUUAGCCACCACUCUUCACAUUGAGAACUCGUAUCUUGACUGAUUUAUUUCAAUAAAAUGGGGAACUGUU
Molecule: messenger RNA, 9728 nt
Organism: Ictalurus furcatus (blue catfish)
Lineage: Eukaryota; Metazoa; Chordata; Actinopteri; Siluriformes; Ictaluridae
Gene: cdc42bpaa
Product: CDC42 binding protein kinase alpha (DMPK-like) a
Exons: 39
Coding region: 1194-6692 (1832 amino acids)
Biological process (GO): actomyosin structure organization; peptidyl-threonine phosphorylation
Cellular component (GO): cytoplasm; cytoskeleton; actomyosin
Molecular function (GO): protein serine/threonine kinase activity; ATP binding
Source: RefSeq, a predicted model, not a curated record